Rotaria sordida is the source of this 1245-nucleotide messenger RNA. The record is from the annotation of a GenBank genome assembly. NCBI's taxonomy places the organism in Eukaryota, Metazoa, Rotifera, Eurotatoria, Philodinida, Philodinidae.
AUGCUUUAUUCAUUUUUACCAUCUGAUAAUUAUUUGGCAUUGAAUCCAUUGGUACCAACAUUAUUAGCUGCUGCAGCUGCAUCAUCAUCUUCAAAUUCAACAACAAAUAACAAUGGUACAACAACAACAUCAACAAAUGCUAAUCAUUCUCAUGUUAUUCAUCCAUCGUCUUAUGUGACAUCUUCAUCUUCAACAGAUUCCUCAUCUAGUCAACAUCAUCCAUAUGCAUACACAAAUAUGGUAGCAGCAGCAACAACAGCUAAUAAAAUUUCAAAUACAACAACAAAUCUUGUUGUUGAUUCAAUUUCACAUUUACCAGAAAUAAUUAAUGUACCAUCAUCUUCAUCAAUUAUUGAAACAACGACAACGAAUAGUAAUACACAACAAAUCUCAUCUAAUGAAUUAAUAAAUAAUGAAAAUGCUCAAUCAAAUUCUUCAUUAUCUCAUUCACCACAAUUAACAAGUACAAUUAUACAAAAUGGAACAUCAUCAUCAACAAAUGGUAAUACAACAUUAUCAGGAACAAUACAAAAACGUUUACAUGUAUCAAAUAUUCCAUUUCGAUUUCGAGAUGAUGAUCUUAAAGCAAUGUUUGAACAAUUUGGUGAAAUUAUUGAUACAGAAAUUAUUUUCAAUGAACGAGGGUCAAAAGGUUUUGGUUUUGUAACAUUUGCAUCUAGUGAUGAUGCUGAUGCAGCUCGUGAAAAAUUACAUGGUGCUGUUGUUGAAGGACGUAAAAUUGAAGUCAAUAUGGCAACGGCUCGAUCACAGCCAAAGCCAAAACAAAUUGUAGCAAAUCCAUUUGGUAUAAUGAUGAAUACACGACAACGUCCAACAUUAAUUCAAGCUACACGUGCAGCUACUGCAUUUACAACUGGACUUGCUUUACCCGGUGGAUAUACGAUUUAUCCUGAUCAAUUAGCUGCUUUAAGUGGUUUAACAUCAUAUCCAAUUGCUGCUCAACCACAACCUAGUGUUCGAUAUAUAACAACAAGUGCACCACAUGGCCUUUCUACAACAGGACAACCGACUGGUACUUAUACAUUUGGUGUAUUGCCAAUGACUAAUAGUGUAGGUGCAACAACAGGAUAUAUAAUUAAUGGACCACCAACAACAAAUAUGACUUCAGCUACUACUCAAAUUGGACAUGCUUAUCCGGAAACUGCAUAUAUCACUGCAACACCAACUGGAACCAUCGGCCCUAUCACCGGUAUGCGUAAUAAUGUUCGUUAUGCACCCUAUUAA